Messenger RNA from Trichomonas vaginalis G3, 470 nucleotides. Its product is annotated as organellar and viral DNA polymerase type B. The transcript has a single exon. The record is from RefSeq and is a predicted model, not a curated record. The annotation marks the transcript as partial. Lineage: Eukaryota; Parabasalia; Trichomonadida; Trichomonadidae.
AUGAUUUCAACAAUCGGCACAACAGCAAUACAAACAACUACAGCACCAAACUCGUUAGUCAUGAAUCCAACAUCUAUGUUAGUAGAGAUGAAAAGCUUCAUUCCUUCUUCAUAUACUUUUGAAACAGAAAUCCAGAAGAUAAAGCAAGAACUUUUAACAAGUAAUUUAGACUGUAGUGCGAAAGAUGAAACAAAUGAACAGUAUCUUUAUGAAAUGCAGGACAUUAUUGACCAUUUACCUAAACUACCUGAAAUCCAACAACAAAAACUCACUAUUCCUGAAUUCGACGAAAUUGAAGUGAAACCAACUGACUCAGUAGAAAUAAAGAAGUUCAUUCGUAAGGUAAACUAUGAGUUUCUAGGAUUUCAUUGCAACCAUAAGGUUAUGGACAAAGAUUGCGACAUGGUAUAUAAGAAUGUUUCUGACAUAUAUAAAUCUGAAGAAUUUAAGACCUACGACAACUUUGUUUC